CCCCUCUGCAGAAUAAACCGUUAGAUGAAAGUGAAACUCAGCUGCUCCAUUUUGUUCCGAGAUGAAAAUAAAAUAUUCCAGGAGUAAAAGCUAAAGCUCUGAUAUAUAAACGCUCUAAAUGAAGACGUUUAGAGUUAAUAUAAGGAGUUUUGUUGGUUUGUACUGAAGUUUUUAAUGUACACAGGUUGUUUUAUGACUUGAUAUCGUGUGUAUAGUGUUUGAUUUAACACACCGAUGUUGGAGUGAAGUAAACGUGUGUCCUGCUGUAAUCUGGAGAAGGAGACAUGACCUCCAACAUGAGUGUGUCUGGAAAACAGGACUUAAAGAAAGACGAGAGAAUGAUGGAGGGAAAGAGAUCAGACUCACCAGAACCCAGCUGUGUGUCCAUGAAGAGUGACCAGUCAAUGGAUCGUCCAAUUCUCUUCAGAGACAGAGACAGUUCUACUGAUGUGAGACCACAAAAGAAGAAAUCAAACAUCAGCAGAAAUCAGCUGGACUCCAUAUUCAAGGAGCUGGAACACAAAGUCAUCACUCUGAUAAAGAAUGAGCUGAAGAGGUUUAGGAAGCUCCUGAGUCCAGAUUACCCAGCAUGCACUGAGAGGGAGGUGGAGGAUGAGGAGGAUCUGCACAGUGUCAGAGAGGGAGCUCUGAAGAUCACACUGCACUUCCUGAAGAACAUGAAGCACACAGAUCUCGCUAACACACUGCAGAACAAACUCGUGUAUCAGACAAAGCUGAAAUCCAACCUGAGAGACAAGUUUAAAAGAAUUAAUGAAGGAAUCUCACAGCAUGGAAGAUCAGCACUUCUGAAUGAGAUCUACACAGAGCUCUACAUCACAGAGGGUUGGAGUGGAGACGUCAAUAAUGAACAUGAGGUGAGACAGAUUGAGACAGUGUCCAGGAGACCAGCACCACAGGAGACACCCAUCAACUGUAAUGACCUCUUUAAGUACAAGUCCAUCAGAACUGUGCUGACUAAAGGAGUUGCUGGAAUUGGAAAAACAGUCUCUGUGCAGAAGUUCAUUCUGGACUGGACUGAAGGAAAAUCAAAUCAGGACAUCACCUUCAUGUUUCCACUUCCCUUUAGAGAGCUGAAUCUGAUGAAGGAGAAAAAUCUCAGUCUGAUGAAUCUUCUUCAUCACUUUUUCCCAGAAAUAAGAGAACUAGAAUCAAUAGACUGUGACUCCUACAAAGUGGUGUUGAUCUUUGAUGGUCUGGAUGAGUGUCGACUUCCUCUAAAUUUCCAGAAGAAUGAGAGAUUGUGUGAUGUGACACAGUCAGCCUCAGUGGAUGUUCUGCUGACGAACCUCAUCAAGAGGAAUCUGCUUCCCUCUGCUCUUCUCUGGAUAACCUCUCGACCAGGAGCAGCCAAUCAGAUCCCCCCUGAGUGUGUAGACCAGGUAACAGAGGUACGAGGGUUUAAUGAUCCUCAGAAAGAGGAGUACUUCAGGAAGAGGAUCAGUGAUCAGAGCCUGGCCAAUAAAAUCAUCAGACACGUGAAGUCUUCAAGAAGCCUCUACAUCAUGUGCCACAUCCCAGUCUUCUGCUGGAUCUCAGCCACUGUUCUAGAGAGAAUGUUGGGUGAAGCAGAGAGUGGAGAGAUCCCCAAGACUCUGACUCAAAUGUUUACACACUUCCUGAUCUUUCAGAUCAAACACAAGGAUGAAAAGUACCAUCAGAAACAUGACCCUGAUCCUCAGCAGACCAGAGAGAGUAUCCUGGCACUGGGAAAACUGGCUUUCCAGCAGCUGGAGAAAGGAAACCUGAUCUUCUAUGAGGAAGACCUGAGAGAGUGUGGCAUUGAUGUCAGAGAAGUGUCAGUGUACUCAGGAGUGUGUACCCAGAUCUUCAGAGAGGAGUUUGGGCUUCACCUGGGGAAGGUGUUCAGCUUUGUACAUCUGAGUGUUCAGGAGUUUCUGGCUGCUUUAUACGUGUUUUUCUGCUUUAAAUUUAGAAAGACAAAUGUGCUUGUGGAGCAAAGCACUGGACAUUUUAAUUUCUUCAGAAAUCCAAACAUGUCUGAUCUCCUCAGGAGUGCAGUGGACAAGGCCUUACAGAGUGAGAAUGGACACCUGGACCUGUUCCUCCGCUUCCUUCUGGGUCUCUCACUGGAGUCCAAUCAGACUCUCUUACGAGACUUAAUGCCACAGACAGGAAGUAGUUCUCACAGCAAACAGGAAACAGUGAAGUACAUCAAGGAGAAGAUCAGGGAGAAUCCAUCUCCAGAGAAAUCCAUCAAUCUGUUCCACUGUCUGAAUGAACUGAAUGAUCAUUCUCUAGUGCAGGAAGUACAAACUUACCUGAACACAGGAUAUUACAGCUGUCUCAGUGGAUCCAGUCUCUCUCCUGCUCAGUGGUCAGCUCUGGUGUUUGUGUUACUGACCUCAGAACAGGAGCUGGAUGAGUUUAAUUUGAGUAAAUAUGAUCCAUCAGAGGAAUGUCUUCUGAGACUGCUGCCAGUGGUCAAAGCCUCCAGAAAAGCUGUUCUGUGUGUGUGUAAUCUGACAGAGGAAAGCUGUAGAGCUCUGUCCUCAGUUCUCAGCUCAAACUCCUCCAGUCUGAGAGAACUGAACCUGGGUUACAAUAAACUGCAGGAUUCAGGAGUGAAGCUGCUCUCUGCUGGACUGAAGAAUCCACACUGUACACUGGAGAUACUGAGUCUGUGUGUGUGUAAUCUGAUAGAGGAAAGCUGUAGAGCUCUGUCCUCAGUUCUCAGCUCAAACUCCUCCAGUCUGAGAGAACUGAACCUGAGUGACAAUAAACUGCAGGAUUCAGGAGUGAAGCUGCUCUCUGCUGGACUGAAGAAUCCACACUGUACACUGGAGAUACUGAGGAUGAGGAACUGCAGUAUUACAGAUGAAGGUUGUGCUGCUCUGGAUUCAGCUCUGAGGUCAAACUCCUCAUCACACCUGAGAGAACUGAAUCUGGACGAUAAUAAUCCAGGAGAAUCAGGAGUGAAGCUGCUCUCUGAUCUACUGAAGGAUCCACACUGUAAACUGGAGACACUACAUCUGUGUCAGUGUAAUCUGACAGAGGAAAGCUGUAGAGCUCUGUCCUCAGUUCUCAGCUCAAACUCCUCCAGUCUGAGAGAACUGAACCUGAGUUACAAUAAACUGCAGGAUUCAGGAGUGAAGCUGCUCUCUGCUGGACUGAAGAAUCCACACUGUACACUGGAGAUACUGAGGAUGAGGAACUGCAGUAUUACAGAUGAAGGUUGUGCUGCUCUGGAUUCAGCUCUGAGGUCAAACUCCUCAUCACACCUGAGAGAACUGAAUCUGGACGAUAAUAAUCCAGGAGAAUCAGGAGUGAAGCUGCUCUCUGAUCUACUGAAGGAUCCACACUGUAAACUGGAGACACUACAGCUGUGUGUGUGUAAUCUGACAGAGGAAAGCUGUAGAGCUCUGUCCUCAGUUCUCAGCUCAAACUCCUCCAGUCUGAGAGAACUGAACCUGAGUUACAAUAAACUGCAGGAUUCAGGAGUGAAGCUGCUCUCUGCUGGACUGAAGAAUCCACACUGUACACUGGAGAUACUGAGUCUGUGUUGGUGUAAUCUGACAGAGGAAAGCUGUAGAGCUCUGUCCUCAGUUCUCAGCUCAAACUCCUCCAGUCUGAGAGAACUGGACCUGAGUGACAAUGAACUACAGGAUUCAGGAGUGAAGCUGCUCUCUGCUGGACUGAAGAAUCCACACUGUACACUGGAGAUACUGAGGAUGAGGAACUGCAGUAUUACAGAUGAAGGUUGUGCUGCUCUGGAUUCAGCUCUGAGGUCAAACUCCUCAUCACACCUGAGAGAACUGGAUCUGAACCGUAAUAAUCCAGGAGAAUCAGGAGUGAAGCUGCUCUCCCAUCUACUGAAGGAUCCACACUGUAAACUGGAGACACUACAUCUGUUUCAGUGUAAUCUGACAGAGGAAAGCUGUAGAGCUCUGUCCUCAGUUCUCAGCUCAAACUCCUCCAGUCUGAGAGAACUGAACCUGAGUCACAAUAAACUGCAGGAUUCAGGAGUGAAGCUGCUCUCUGCUGGACUGAAGAAUCCACACUGUACACUGGAGAUACUGAGGAUGAGGAACUGCAGUAUUACAGAUGAAGGUUGUGCUGCUCUGGCUUCAGCUCUGAGGUCAAACUCCUCAUCACACCUGAGAGAACUGGAUCUGGACGGUAAUAAUCCAGGAGAAUCAGGAGUGAAGCUGCUCUCUGAUCUACUGAAGGAUCCACACUGUAAACUGGAGACACUACAUCUGUUUCAGUGUAAUCUGACAGAGGAAAGCUGUAGAGCUCUGUCCUCAGUUCUCAGCUCAAACUCCUCCAGUCUGAGAGAACUGAACCUGAGUGUCAAUAAACUGCAGGAUUCAGGAGUGAAGCUGCUCUCUGCUGGACUGAAGAAUCCACACUGUACACUGGAGAUACUGAGUCUGUUUCGGUGUAAUCUGACAGAGGAAAGCUGUAGAGCUCUGUCCUCAGUUCUCAGCUCAAACUCCUCCAGUCUGAGAGAACUGGACCUGAGUGAGAAUAAACUGCAGGAUACAGGAGUGAAGCUGCUCUCUGCUGGACUGAAGAAUCCACACUGUACACUGGAGAUACUGAGUCUGUGUCGGUGUAAUCUGACAGAGGAAAGCUGUAGAGCUCUGUCCUCAGUUCUCAGCUCAAACUCCUCCAGUCUGAGAGAACUGGACCUAAGUUACAAUAAACUGCAGGAUUCAGGAGUGAAGCUGCUCUCUGCUGGAAUGAAGAAUCCACACUGUACACUGGAGAUACUGAGUCUGUGGGAGUGUAAUCUGACAGAGGAAAGCUGUAGAGCUCUGUCCUCAGUUCUCAGCUCAAACUCCUCCAGUCUGAGAGAACUGAACCUGAGUAAGAAUAAACUGCAGGAUUCAGGAGUGAAGCUGCUCUCUGCUGGACUGAAGAAUCCACACUGUACACUGGAGAAACUGAGGAUGAGGAACUGCAGUAUUACAGAUGAAGGUUGUGCUGCUCUGGAUUCAGCUCUGAGGUCAAACUCCUCAUCACACCUGAGAGAACUGAAUCUGAACCGUAAUAAUCCAGGAGAAUCAGGAGUGAAGCUGCUCUCUGAUCUACUGAAGGAUCCACACUGUAAACUGGAGACACUACAUCUGUGUGAGUGUAAUCUGACAGAGGAAAGCUGUAGAGCUCUGUCCUCAGUUCUCAGCUCAAACUCCUCCAGUCUGAGAGAACUGGACCUGAGUGAGAAUAAACUGCAGGAUUCAGGAGUGAAGCUGCUCUCUGCUGGACUGAAGAAUCCACACUGUACACUGGAGAUACUGAGUCUGUGUGUGUGUAAUCUGACAGAGGAAAGCUGUAGAGCUCUGUCCUCAGUUCUCAGCUCAAACUCCUCCAGUCUGAGAGAACUGGACCUGAGUAACAAUAAACUGCAGGAUUCAGGAGUGAAGCUGCUCUCUGCUGGACUGAAGAAUCCACACUGUACACUGGAGAUACUGAGGAUGUGGAACUGCAGUAUUACAGAUGAAGGUUGUGCUGCUCUGGAUUCAGCUCUGAGGUCAAACUCCUCAUCACACCUGAGAGAACUGAAUCUGAACGGUAAUAAUCCAGGAGAAUCAGGAGUGAAGCUGCUCUCUGAUCUACUGAAGGAUCCACACUGUAAACUGGAGACACUGCACAUUAAUUAUGAUAAACUCACCAGGUCUGGUGUAUGACCGGAGUCUGACCUCAAACCUCUUGUCCAGGAUAAAGCAGUAGUGGUGAAGCGUUAGAACCCGUCCCACAUUUCCAGCAGUUUGGGAGCUGAAUCAUUCAUAUUCAGAUGUAGAAGUUCCAGAACAAUAACCGUGACUGACCACAUCCUUUUAUCCACUCAGCUACAAGUUACUUCAGGCUUUAAUCACAUAUUUUACAAUCCAAAGUCCAAUCCUUCAGCAAUCCUUGAGGAUGCAGCUGUUUGCUUUGAGGAUGCAGCGUGUGGAGUAAAUGUGGUCUCCCAGGCAGGAAAUCCAGGAUCCAGUUGCAGAGGGAGGUGUUGGUGCCCAGCAGACUCACUAGUAGAGAGAAAUUGUACCAUGGUCAAAUAAGUCAAACUUAAAAAAGUCCUUGUUCAUCUUAAGUAGAAGCUGGUUCUCAAAGUUAUGCCAAUUAAUUGCUCCCCUUCUUGGGCUGAAGAUCAAUCCAGCUUCACUUAAAAGUCUCUCACAUGCCUCUGAGGCAGGGAGGGCUGUGUCCAGCUUAAGUGACAGGUUGGAUAAGGCUGGAUAAGAUGUCAGCAUAGUCAUACCUUCAGCUGUACAUGUUAGGUAUGCAUCCAGUUGUUUGGAUGUCACCUGUGUGCACACAUGCUUUAUAUCAGAGAAUAAACCCUCUUCAUCCAAAGUGUAUGAGGAGUUGUCAGCAGGCUAAAGACUCUCAUCAUGAUCAGGAAGAUGUCAGACGUGACAAAGAUGAUGACGUCCGACCCUACGUAUGACUGGACACUCAAAUGAUUAUUUAAUGGGUAAUGUUUUCUCAAAUAUUUCUAUUCCAAUAAAAUUAAAACCUCUUUACUCGUUAAUAGAACACAAAAGUUUCUUGUUGUGUUAACUAAAUGCCAAGUUUUAAGUCCUAUACUGAUAUUGUUUAGAAGUUAAUAGAAGUGUUAGGGCUUACAGUGAGGAGGAAUCUGCAAUGCAAAACAAAACAGAUAUUAGAAUAGAAAAGGAAAGAAAACAUUUCAAGUUGUUUGUUACAGAACUCGAUAGUGAUCCAGUGCAAUCACACAAUCUAGACCAGGGGUGCCCAAACUUUUUCCUAUGAAGGGCCAAAAAUCAAACUUGACCGAGGGCCAAGGGCCAAAGGUAAAUGUUGCAUCAUAUACCAAACUGUAUUACAUUAAAGUUGCCAUGAGUUACCCUCAUUUAUUUCAGAAUAUUUAAAAAUAAAUAGAAAACAACUUUAAUCUGAUUAACCAAAGCAGUUUUAUUUGUAAAGUUCUGUAGUUCAAUGAACUUAUUACAAUAAAAAUAAACAAUCCCUGAAUUGUUCAGUGUUCAAUACAGUUCAAUGCUGAAUGCACUAGUCAAGCUGUAAGCAAUAAUAAAACCAUGUUGUUGCAAUG
Messenger RNA from Hemibagrus wyckioides, 7060 nucleotides. Its product is annotated as NACHT, LRR and PYD domains-containing protein 12-like. NCBI's taxonomy places the organism in Eukaryota, Metazoa, Chordata, Actinopteri, Siluriformes, Bagridae. The record is from RefSeq and is a predicted model, not a curated record. Gene Ontology annotation, molecular function: protein binding. Bases 285 to 5672 code for a protein of 1795 amino acids. The transcript has 24 exons.